CAUCAUCAUCAUAAUCUAAUCAAAAUCCAUCGUUACCUUUUCGCCGCUGUUGCAGAGAUUGUCUCUCUCUCUCUCUCUCUCUCUCAGAUGCACUGUGAGUCUUUCUUCCUCUUUUCUUUCUCGCCACUGACACAAAAGUCUAUUAUUAGUUCUUCUUUCUUCUUAUAUCAUGGUAUCCUCCUUCUCCUUUUGCCUCCCCGAUUUCGAGAACUCCCUCCCUCGUUUUUCAACUAUUCCUCUCUCCCUCCCUGCUUUCUACCUGAUCCGACGGCCAUCAUCGCCUUCUUCUCCAAUCUCACGUCUGGGGUCGGGGAUUCCUCACCAGCUUUUCUACGAUCAUUUAUAUAUGUAAGGAACUACAGGCGAGCAAUUUGAUCUUGUGACCUUAUUGAAAGGCUUUUGCAUGCUCGAAGUUGGCCAGUUGCCUUUCAUUUAAAAUUCCGUAAGUAAGUUGCAUCUGUACGUUGAACAUAUAUGGAGCCUAAUGGGCAUAGGAGAUCAGUAAGGAGAAAGGAUCAUCAUACACAGGAAAAUGGCGGUGUCAGUCCAAUGAGUGUUGGUGAAGAAUUUGAUCCAUGGACUGCAUGGGCAUACAAACCUCGUACUGUGUCCUUGCUACUUAUUGGUGCCUGUUUUCUUAUUUGGGCAAGCGGAGCCCUUGAUCCUGAAGGUGGUGCACUUGGUGAUCUUGUUACGUCUGUGAAAAGGGGUGUAUGGGCUAUGAUUGCAGUUUUUCUUGCUUACUGCUUGCUACAGGCUCCUUCUACGGUCCUAAUAAGGCCACAUCCUGCACUUUGGCGCCUAGUACAUGGAAUGGCUGUUGUGUACCUUGUCGCCCUCACAUUUUUGCUUUUUCAGAAGCGUGAUGAUUCUCGGCAAUUUAUGAAGUUUCUCCAUCCUGAUCUCGGUGUUGAACUUCCAGAAAGAUCAUAUGGUGCUGACUGCCGCAUAUAUUUACCUGAGAAUGCCACAAGCAGGUUUAAAAAUGUUUAUGAAACACUUUUCGAUGAAUUUGUGCUAGCUCAUAUUAUUGGAUGGUGGGGUAAAGCUAUAUUGAUUCGUAAUCAGCCCCUUCUGUGGGUGUUAUCAAUAGGAUUUGAGAUGAUGGAGUUUACAUUCCGCCACAUGUUGCCAAAUUUCAACGAGUGCUGGUGGGACAGUAUAAUUCUUGACGUUUUGAUCUGCAAUUGGUUUGGCAUCUGGGCAGGGAUGCAUACCGUCAGGUACUUCGAUGGAAAAACAUACAACUGGGUUGGCCUAAGCCGUCAGCCUAAUAUAAUUGAAAAAUUCAAGCGAACAUUAGGACAGUUUACCCCAGCACAGUGGGACAAAGAUGAGUGGCACCCUCUGCUUGGUCCAUGGCGGUUCAUUCAAGUUCUCACUCUUUGCGUUGUGUUUUUGACUGUGGAGUUGAACACAUUCUUUUUGAAGUUUUGUCUUUGGAUUCCUCCGCGGAACCCGGUGAUUGUGUAUAGGUUGAUCUUGUGGUGGGUAAUUGCAAUACCAACGAUUCGUGAAUACAAUUCGUAUCUUCAAGACCGAAAACCGGUGAAAAAAGUUGGAGCAUUUUGUUGGCUCUCACUUGCUAUCUGCAUUGUAGAGCUUCUCAUUUGCAUCAAGUUUGGUCAUGGAUUAUAUCCUAAUCCAAUGCCUUCAUGGUUGGCCAUUUUCUGGAUGUCUGUUGGAGGGGCCCUCCUCAUGUUCCUCCUUGUUUGGUCUUGGCAACUGCAUCAGAGUCUAGGUAGGAAGAGGCGAUGAUAUUGCUAUUGAGAUACAUUAUUCUUUGACUGCUUCCUUUCUUUGAGGAUAUGCAUCCAUUGCUGUAAAUAUCCAACACCUUCACAACUGUAAAUGCCAUUCUCUUAGGUUAGUGGAUCACUUGUUUGAGAAGAGAGAGUUUUUUCUUACAUUAUAGGUACUGGGAAAUGCUUCUAAUCCAAGGCUCCUGAGUUACUAGUGUGCUGCUGUAACAAACUCUUUUUUUUUUGUGUGUGUAUGUGGAGCCUUUAUGGACAUCCCAAGUUUUCGUGUUGUAGUUCAGUUUUUGUGUCAUUUGCAAUUGAAUGAUUUUUUUGUGACA
Molecule: messenger RNA, 2080 nt
Organism: Juglans microcarpa x Juglans regia
Lineage: Eukaryota; Viridiplantae; Streptophyta; Magnoliopsida; Fagales; Juglandaceae
Product: CDP-diacylglycerol--serine O-phosphatidyltransferase 1
Exons: 14
Coding region: 475-1758 (427 amino acids)
Biological process (GO): phosphatidylserine biosynthetic process
Molecular function (GO): L-serine-phosphatidylethanolamine phosphatidyltransferase activity
Source: RefSeq, a predicted model, not a curated record